Molecule: messenger RNA, 3603 nt
Organism: Pogoniulus pusillus (Red-fronted tinkerbird)
Lineage: Eukaryota; Metazoa; Chordata; Aves; Piciformes; Lybiidae
Gene: ATOSB
Product: atos homolog B
Exons: 12
Coding region: 858-2699 (613 amino acids)
Source: RefSeq, a predicted model, not a curated record
CAGCAGUCGGGGCCGCGGCGGCGGCGGCAGCAGCAGCAGCAGCAGCAGCGGCGGAGGGGGCGCUGGUGGAUGAAGACAGCUGGAGCAAGAAACCCCAAGACCACGCUGCAGGGACUGACAGCUGAGAGCUGCUUUUCCCAUCUGCUUCAGCCCUAUACCAAGACAUUAAAGCUGCAGAGCCAGUGGAUUUUGACAGCAGGGGAGCUAUGCUGCAUCUGCAGAUCUCCAUUGUGCAUCAAGGGCAGAUCUGAGCAGGUCCUGCCUGAGAAUCCCUGGGCAGAGUGUCCAGAAGAAGCCAGGAGGCAAGGGCAGAGACUGCAUCCUUCGCUGGGAGAGCAAGGUCAGAGACUCUCCUUUCCCCAGAAGCCGAGAGGAUUCCAGCCUCAAAGUCCACGGGCAGACUCCCCUGAAGAUUGGACACUUGCAUAGGCUGUGACGUAGCCCUGGAGGGUGACUGAUAAUUCAUAAGAAUUUAGGCACUGUGGAACCUGAACAGCUGGAGCAGACAGUGAAGAGGCUUGAAGGUGCACCGUGAUGGUGGGAACCAUCCCACGGCAGCCACGCCGCUUCUGGGGGGUGCCUGGCUGGCAGGCGGCUUCAGCUGUUUGUGCCAACAGCUGCCCACUGUGGGACAGGGAAGCUCAUCCAGAGCAAAACGAGGUUCUGCUGCAGAGGGAUGUUGUGCUGCAGUGCACUCUGUAGCAGAGGGCUCACCUCGACAUCCUGAGUGAGGUGGGGUCCAACUCCCACCGCCCCAUCCCUACACCCUGACCUGUGGCACUUUACAGCCCCUCUCCUGCUGCUGUAUGGGCUACUCUGACUCCAGCUCUGCUCGGAGUCCAGGCAAGUAAGGCUCCAUGCGGCACAUCCACGCAGAGACGUCCCUGCCCACAAGCACGGACCCCAGCUUGCCCCAGCCCAGUGGAGAGGCACCCUUGGAGCCUUCCUCGCAACGCUGCACCCACCACAACAUCCUUAUGGGCUACAAUGAGACAGAAAUCAAGCGCCAGAAGGUUUACCAGGUCUCCAUCUUCUCCCAUCUCUCCAGCUCCUCUGAGAGCACAGAACAGUGGGCAAGCAGCCGAUCGGCCGUCAAGAGAGGCUACCCUGAGCAGCGAACUCCAGAGGGGGUGCGAGAUCCCAAACGAACUCACUGGGGUGGUGUGGGGGUGGAUGGCAAGAAUGAUGGGGGCCCUGGGCAGGCUUCUCUGGAAGAUGAUGAUACCUUCGAGGAUGGUCUGCUAGUGGAGGAGCUAUCCCUGUGUGGCUCUGCUCAGCACUUCUCCCACAGUGGGUUGUGGGUGGUGGAGCACCGGUGUGAGGGCAGUCCUAGCCAGAGCCCCAAGGCCAGCAGAGAGAACAAGCUGCAGGAUGUUGCUGCCGCCGCCACUGCCUCCUCCUCCUGCUUUUCCUGGCCCCAGCACACUGCUUGCAGUACUUUGCACACAAGAGACAGUUGCCCUGUCUCAUCAGAGGAUCAGCCCACAGGCUAUGGGGAUAAUGGUGAGAAGGCAAGUGGCUGCAACUUGCCUCACCAUGAUUUGCACAAUAUUGCACAAACAGCCUGGCUGGACUCUGGUGGGAAAAAAGAGAAGCCAGGGGACAGCCCAGCUCACAGCAGCAGGGCUGCUAGAGAAGAGGAAUCGCCAGUAGUGGCCAACGGGUGCAAGGAUCCCCCAGCUCCACAGACAGCAGUCAGCCCUGAGCCCAGCAAUCUGAGCUCCGUUGAGAAGACACCCUGCGGAAGCAGCCAGCUCAGUGGAAGCAGCUGCCUGGUCAAAAGGAAGCUGCUGCCUGCUAGUGAAGUUGUGGCUGACUCCUGCUCUGAAGAUGAAAGCCUGUCCCACCCAACAAAAAAGAAGAGGGCCCUGCUGUGCCAUACAGUGCCAACAGCCUGCCGCAGCACUGAUGCCAAGGGAGCCCCUUUCUGGAAUCACUUGCUUCCCAAGGCCAAGAUCUCUGCGAAUUGCACUGUGGUUGGGAGGAGGCUGAAGAGCGGGCUGCGCCUCAAGCUGCGACAUCUCCAGAGCUGCUUCCGGAGGGACACCAGGUCCUCCACAGUGCCCUGGGCCACCACCACUGUCAGUCAUGCUCUGCUGGGCAAUUUUGAGGAGUCUUUCCUGAAAGGGCGUUUUGCACCGUCAGGGAGGAUCGAGGGGUUCACAGCAGAGAUCGGUGCCAGCGGCUCCUACUGCCCCCAGCAUGUCACUCUGCCUGUUGACGUGACCUACUUUGACAUCUCUGAGCACAGCAUGCCCUCACCUUUCCUGGGAGUGAUUGACUUGGAGGCCUUGGGAAAGAAGGGUUACAGUGUCCCCAAAGCUGGAACCAUCCAAGUGACCUUAUUUAACCCCAACAAGACUGUGGUGAAGAUGUUCUUGGUGACGUAUGAUUUCCGGGACAUGCCAGCCAACCACAUGACAUUCCUGCGCCAUCGCAUCUUCCUGGUGCCCGUGGGGGAGAAGGAAGGAGCCACUGUGGCUCCCAGUGACCCACCGGGCACUGACCUGCCCCGCAGGGUCCUCUGCUACCUGAUGCACCUGAGGUUUCACAGUUCCAAGUCGGGGAAGAUCUACCUUCAUGAUGACAUCCGUCUGCUCUUCUCCCGCAAGUCAAUUGAGGUCGACUCGGGGAUCCCCUACGAACUGAAAUCCUUCACAGAGAUGCCGAGGAACCCCUGCUACUCUCCCCGGGCCUGACCAUCCACCAGGGCCUCUGGGGAACCUCCAGCACAGCACUUUGGGAAGAGAUGAGUAAAGAGCCAGCAAGCAACCACCAACUUGAAUACUGCCCUCCCUGUGCCCCCAUCCUCCACAGCACUAUGGACACUUUGCCUGUGGCCUGCUGCUGGGCUAGGAUGAUCAAGGGGGUUUUACCAGGGAGGGGCAGAGUCUGGGGAGCAGCCCUGGCACUCUAGGGACAUGCCCAAGCCUUCUGCAAGUGCUGCUCCCAGCUUGGAGACUUGGCUGUAGCCAAGAUGGGGAUUGAAGAGUUGGGCCAGGGGCUCCAAGUAAGGCUACCCGCUGGUCUGCUCUAGGAACACAAAGUGUCAAAGAGUCUGUAUUUAUUAGUAUUUAUUGUUGCUGGGAGCUCAGAGGACUGGAGGUGCUGUGCUGUUCUUCCCCCAGCCCUGUCAGUGCUGGAUGAAGCCCCUGGCAGUGCAGGGCCACCCACAUUGAGGCAGGGCUGUGGGGAUUGCGAAGGUGACUGGGGAUGGGGACACACUGGCCUGAGGAAGAGGGUGACUCCCAAAAGCCUCAGGAGAGUCAAAGGCUUGCUAAGCACCUGCCCUGUGGGGCUAGCCCCACAUCAGGCAGCUUAGGAAGCCCUCUGUUUCUCCUGAAACACCUCUACGGGAAGACAGAGAGAAGCCUGUCGCUGGCAGAAAAGUGACCACUGCCAUGGAUCCUGGGGCUGAGAGACAUGGUAGUCACAGGAUGGGGAUCUGGGGUCCUCUUCAGGAAUAGGGGGACAGACCUCCUGGCAGGAGUUCUCAGAGCCUGGGUGUGCUGUGAAUCUGAAAACAGGUGGAGAUUGCCAAAAAAAACAUCACUUGCACAGUCUGUGUGUGGAGGGUGAAAGACAUCCACAAGACAGCUCUAA